UGGACUCUCUGGUCUUCGCUUCCCUGUCCAUCCAUCUAUCCAUCUAUAUAAAUAUUCUCCUCAGUCGUCUCAGUCAGCGCCACCAGACCAACCGAGACGGCGGGACGGCCCCCACCUCUGUCUCUCUCUCUCUCUCUCUACUCCAUCUCUUAGUUCUUGUCGAAGAAGAUUUCAUCUUCCCCGGUUUAGCGCCCCAGAAACAGAUUUCAUCCUGUAGAAAGAGAGGAUGAAUGAUCUUUUCUCCGGAUCCUUCUCUGGACUCAGGAGCAACAAUGUUGAUCUCGAACCACCGUACUCCCGCAGAGGAGCCAGUGGUGGAGAUGUACAGAUGCGAACUGUGGGAGUCAACCUGGACAAGUUCUUCGAAGACGUGGAAGGGAUCAAAGACGAGCUCAAAGAAGUAGAAGCACUCCACCGGCGUCUCCAAGAUUCCCAUGAAGAAAGCAUGACCCUCCAUAACGCUAGGUCCAUCAAAGAUCUCCGAGCCCGAAUGGACGCCGACGUUGCACUCGUGCUCAAGAAGGCCAAGAUGGUCAAGAUCCGUCUCGAGGCACUCGAUCGUGCUAACGCCGCCCACCGCAGCACUCCUGGGUGCGGCCCGGGAAGCUCCUCCGACCGGACGCGGACGUCCGUCGUCAGCGGCCUAAGGAAGAAGCUGAAGGACCAAAUGGAGAAUUUCAACACACUGAGGGAGAAGAUUGCCACGGAGUACAAAGAGACCGUGGAGCACAGAUACUUCACGGUCACGGGGGAGAAGCCCGACAAGAGAACAGUGGAUGCCUUGAUAUCGACGGGGCAGAGCGAGAAUCUGUUUCAGAAGAUGAUACAGGAGCAAGGGAGGGGGACGGUUAUGGACAUAGUAUCGGAAAUACAAGAGAGACAGGACGCAGUGAAAGAGAUAGAGAAGAAUCUGAAGGAAUUGCAUCAGGUGUUCUUGGACAUGGCAGUGCUGGUGCAGAGCCAGGGAGAGCAGUUGGACGACAUUGAGAGCCAAGUGGCCCGGGCCACUUCUUUCAUCAGAGGCGGGACAGAGCAGCUUCAAGUGGCCAGAACGCUUCAGAAGAACACUCGAAAAUGGGCUUGCUUUGGGAUCACCAUCCUCCUGAUAAUCAUCAUCAUCAUAGUCAUUAUCGUAGUCCCUAAGAAGAAGAGCAGCCCAGCCCCAUGAAGCAUUGAAGCCAGCUCCAAACCCCCUGUAGUACGUUUUACUUCUUACAGCUUGAACUUAGAGAAGACUCACUUGAGAGUUGACGGUUGAGACUUGUUUAGUUUUUUUAGACUUUUUCUUCCUCCUUUUGGUUGCUCCAUGCAUCAUGAUCUCAUAUUCUUUCAUUUCUACGAUUUGUUUUUAGUGUUCAGCCAGCAAUGUAACCCAAUUGGACGAGCCUUGAAAAAUGAACUGGCUGGGCAUCCUGGAUAAAAGGGGGAAAGGGGUAUAUGACUACUUUUCAGAGUUGAAGGCUGUAAUAAAUGUAAAAGCUAAAAACGGAAGGAAAGUGAUCUUUAAAACCUUGGAUUUGGCG
Molecule: messenger RNA, 1523 nt
Organism: Nelumbo nucifera (sacred lotus)
Lineage: Eukaryota; Viridiplantae; Streptophyta; Magnoliopsida; Proteales; Nelumbonaceae
Product: syntaxin-121-like
Biological process (GO): vesicle fusion; intracellular protein transport; exocytosis
Cellular component (GO): endomembrane system; SNARE complex; plasma membrane
Molecular function (GO): SNAP receptor activity; SNARE binding
Source: RefSeq, a predicted model, not a curated record